UUUCGAUCAUUCCUUCAGUUGAACUCUGUAAUUUUUGACCAAGAAUGUUGAGCAGAACAAUUUUAAAAAAUCUAGCUGUAAGCCCUAGUAGUUCUAUAAAAAGGAAGCUCGCCGUUGGUGAUCCGACACCCAAAGAAAGUGAGAAACAAGUGCAUAUACAUUCCUUUCGCAUCUCUUCAACUGCCAUGGUUACUCGUACUAAUAUGAUGAAACUCACAAUUUGGGUGGGUUUGUUCCUUUUAGGGACAGCCCAAGCACAACUUUCCGCCAAUUAUUAUGCAAAGACAUGCCCGAAAGCUCUCUCCACUAUCCGAAAUGCAGUUCGUAAAGCAGUUUCUGCAGAGAGUCGCAUGGGGGCAUCUUUGCUCCGUCUUCACUUUCAUGACUGCUUUGUUAAUGGAUGUGAUGCAUCCGUUCUUCUAAACGAUACCUCGACGUUCACAGGGGAGCAAACUGCAGGAGCCAAUGCAGGAUCUCUGAGGGGAUAUACUGUCGUUGACAGCAUUAAAUCUCAAGUUGAAAGUGUUUGCCCAGGUGUUGUUUCUUGUGCUGAUAUUCUUGCUGUAGCUGCACGGGAAUCUGUUGUUUCACUACGUGGCCCAACAUGGCAAGUGCAACUUGGAAGGCGAGAUUCCACAACAGCAAGUCUAAGCACCGCAAAUUCUGAUAUCCCAUCCCCAAGUAUGGACCUUCGUGGCCUUCUAUCAUCCUUCUCGGACAAAGGACUGACGGCCAAAGAAAUGGUGGCUCUAGCAGGAGCACACACAAUAGGGCAAGCCAGAUGUGUGGUAUUCCGCAAUAGAGUCUACAACGAGAGCAACAUCGAUGCAUCAUUUGUUACUUCUGUGAAAUCCAACUGCCCAAGCAGCGGUGGAGACAACAAUCUUAGCCCGCUGGAUUCAACAACUCCUGUCGUCUUUGACAACGGGUAUUUCAAAGAUUUAGUGAACAACAAAGGUCUGAUGCAUUCAGAUCAACAGCUUUUCAAUAACGGAUCCACUGAUUCUCAGGUCACAUCUUACAGCAAAGGUUCUUCAUCCUUUCAUAAGGAUUUUGCACGCGCUAUGGUGAAAAUGGGCAACCUCAGUCCCCUCACCGGCACAAACGGACAGAUCAGAACCAAUUGCUGGAAAACCAACUAAGCCAUAAGGCUUUCAUGAUCUCCUUUUACGAUCUACUCUUUAAGACCAUUUGUGUAAUAAAACUAAGUGAAAAAAAUCUUUGUGUACCCAAAGCAUUCUGCUAUCUUUUUUAUCUUGCAAGAUGUUGCUGAAAAUGUAAGGAAAAACUGAACAUUAAUCCCA
Molecule: messenger RNA, 1304 nt
Organism: Beta vulgaris subsp. vulgaris (sugar beet)
Lineage: Eukaryota; Viridiplantae; Streptophyta; Magnoliopsida; Caryophyllales; Amaranthaceae
Product: cationic peroxidase 1
Exons: 4
Coding region: 45-1142 (365 amino acids)
Biological process (GO): hydrogen peroxide catabolic process; response to oxidative stress
Molecular function (GO): peroxidase activity; heme binding
Source: RefSeq, a predicted model, not a curated record